Molecule: messenger RNA, 1036 nt
Organism: Austrofundulus limnaeus
Lineage: Eukaryota; Metazoa; Chordata; Actinopteri; Cyprinodontiformes; Rivulidae
Product: early endosome antigen 1-like
Exons: 1
Coding region: 1-972 (323 amino acids)
Source: RefSeq, a predicted model, not a curated record
AUGAGCACCUUUAAGGGUUUUGCUCUUCCAAACAACGAAAGCUUUCUUUUGGUGUCAGAGUAUGAUUUCCACCAAAAACUGGCAUCCAAGGAUGAAUUAAUCGUUAAACUGAGACAAGAUUUAGCGCAGAGAGAGGCUGAAAUGGAAAACAUCAGAUCUUCUCUGCAGCAGUUACAGGAAACCACGAAAAACAAGGAAAAGAAAUGGAGGCUAGAGAAACGGAGUUUCCUGUAUGAAAAACAGGAUAUGUCCGAUCGUUUGGAACAAGAAACAACCAGGUUCCAACAAGAACUGAACUCUGAAAGAGAAAAAUCAGUUCAGCUUGAAAAUCACAUCAAACAUCUUGAGAGCGAAAACAAGAAGCAUCUCGCUGAAAUGAAAGACCAAAGAACUGCGUUAAAAAAGGCCACCGACCGUACUACGCAACUGGAACUAUCUUUGAUGGCUGAAAAACAAGAGACUGAACAGAUGGAGAAAUCUCUGGACCGUUCAAAGAAAUACAUUGAAGAACAAGAGAAAGKAUGGAACGAAGAAAGAACAGGCCUCCUUGUUCAGCAGUACCAGAUGUGUGCCCAAUACGAACGAGCUGCCGCCAAAAUACGAGAGACUCUGCUGUCUGAGAGACGAGAUUUAGAGCAUUCACAACACCAGGUGAGGCUUCUGGAAACCUCACACAAAGCAAAAUGUGCUGAACUUCAGCAAGUAAUAGAGGAAAAGUCCUCAGCAAUCACACACUUAGAAGAGUCUCUAAGAACAGAACAAGUUAGUACCAAACAGCUCGAGAUUUCUUUAACCCAGAAACAGGACGAAACACAAACCAUCAGGGAAUCAUUGGAGCAUUUACAGAAAAUCAUACGAGAACAGGAAGAGAGCGAAAAGAUGAAAAAGAAACCCAAAAAAAUCACUUGGUUCAAGUUGUUUAAAAGAAAGACCCCCGCUCCGCCUGACGCCUCGCUUCCUCCGUCCUCAUAACUUUGGAAUAAUUUAACUGGUUUUUUACAAAUAUUUAUUAAUAUUUAUUAAUUUAUAUUUAUUA